This is a messenger RNA of Closterium sp. NIES-67, 1266 nucleotides long. NCBI's taxonomy places the organism in Eukaryota, Viridiplantae, Streptophyta, Zygnematophyceae, Desmidiales, Closteriaceae. The record is from the annotation of a GenBank genome assembly.
GUCAUCGCUCAUUCCGGUGGCUGCUACUUCCCCAGGCUUGACUCGUUGCGCUCCUGACGAGUGACGGUGUAACUAGUUGCCGCCAGAAGCACACCGCCAUUCCUCUUUCACCGGCGUAGGAAUCGAUGGCUAAUUCUCUUUGCUGUCGGGGUCCUCUCCUAAGGAGUUUCUCCGGGCUCCGAUUGGGUCAUCAGUUGCGACGGGGAGCGACGAAGAAUAAUCUCCUCAACGGCAGAUUACCCUCCUGUACCGCACGGAAUGAUCGAAGCUCCUUAAAGCCGCACGCAACGCGGUGCGAGGCGUCAGAGACAUCAACCAGCUCCAGAUCGCACGAAGCGGGAGCGAAUUCACGGCUUCCCCUGUUCGGUUCUCCCCAUCGUCCCAUCAUUCAGACUCCUGCGUCCAACACCCCUCUGCACGUUACCAGGGCUCGCAGGGGCUUCCUCUCGGAGCUGCAGUCCAUCAAAGACGAGGAGAACGUCGCGGGACCCAUUACAUUCGAGUCCCCUCUGGACAUAGUUCUGUACCCGGACCCGCGCCUGCGAGCGCCCAACAAGCGGGUGAAUGUCUUUGAUGAGUCGCUGCAGAAGCUGGUGGCGGAGAUGCUCGACAUCAUGUACAGGACGGAUGGCGUGGGGCUGGCAGCGCCGCAGGUGGGGGUGAACGUGCGGCUCAUGGUGUUCAAUCCAGUGGGGGAGAGGGGCAAGGGCGUGGAGAUGGUGCUUGUGAAUCCGCGCAUUGUCAAGUACGCCAAGGCGCGGGAUGUCAUCGAGGAGGGCUGCCUCUCCUUCCCUAUGAUUUACGCCGAUGUCGAGCGGCCAGUGGGUGUGAAGGUGGAUGCUCAGGAUAUCAACGGUCGGAAAUUCUCUAUCAGCCUCAAGGAGUGGCAGGCGCGCAUAUUCCAACAUGAAUAUGACCACUUGGAGGGGACCCUUUAUUUUGACCGAAUGACUCCAGAAGUUCUUGACACUAUCCGCAGCAAGCUUAUUGAGUUGGAGGACAAGUAUGCUGAAGCCACUGGUGCUCCAACGCCCGAGUCGGUUGCCAAGAGACCAACUGCUGCCAAAACCACGAGCCCUGAUGUUGCAUCGACUCUUUCCCCAUGAUUUGUGCUGGAGAUGCAAUGUUUUACCCUAGCUCUUAUCUUAAUUACAAUGUGUCAUGGAAGACUGAGAACUCUGAGACUGUAGCAAUAAAGUUCACGGUAUAAAAGGUUCAGCGAACUCUGUCAGCGUGUAUCGAGUAUACCCUUUCUUAGGAAUUGCC